Messenger RNA from Hypanus sabinus (Atlantic stingray), 972 nucleotides. RefSeq names its product transmembrane protein 272-like. The transcript has 5 exons. The record is from RefSeq and is a predicted model, not a curated record. Bases 442 to 945 code for a protein of 167 amino acids. NCBI's taxonomy places the organism in Eukaryota, Metazoa, Chordata, Chondrichthyes, Myliobatiformes, Dasyatidae.
CAGUGUUGGCUGAGACCGCUGUCUAUCAGCGAUAUGUUUGCAACAUCGGCAGAAGCCCCUGCCGACCCUCACCCGAGAGUACAAGAAGCGGCGCGAGGGUCGGAUUACUAGUGAGCCAUUUAAAGGGCUAGGAUUAAAAGAAAGAUCAGAAGAGAUAAUGUGCAAGUUUUGAAUGUGUCUACAAUCCGAAGCUAAAGGCGUCUGCAAAGUGCCCAGAGCAGUUCCAGUUACUUACUACUCCUUAAGAAUUAACCUUCUUUAAAUCUACGCAGUUUACCUUACAACCUUCAAAAGAGCUAUCAAGACUAUACUCACCCAGCCUGGUGAGCACUUUACCAAGGUUCUGGAGGUGCUCCUCAUCGUUCUUGCCAGUCACUAUGAUGUCAUCAAGAAACAUCUUUUUUUUAAAGAAACCCUGUGGACUAGCAAAGGUCUGGGAAAAUGUCAGCCGGUGUGGAAAAGGCUUGUCAUCGAUGCAUUUCAAAAAUUGCCAGCAAUGGAAUGAAGUUCUUGGAUAGCUGCCCCAUUCAGCCAUUGAUCCCACUGUAUUUGCUGGUUGGAGGAAUCAUUGGCAGUUUGAAGGUCUCCUUCCUCUUGUAUGAUUCCACAAAAAUGAGACGCCUCCUUAACAAGUCAGUCAUGAUCGGCGACGAUGAUGACGACGAGUAUCCUUGGCGACAAAAUCUGCACAGAUAUUACAUCCAUAUCACCCUCAGUCUGUUCCUGUUUGUCUGGUUUAUACUGGGGAAUUGCUGGGUUUUCUCCGUGUUUCUGCCAAAUUUCAUUCCACCUUUUCAUCAGCCGCAAGAUUACUGUGACAAAACAGUGUACAUAUUCUCGGUCGUUGUUCUGAUCAUAAGUCAUACAGUUUUAGGCCUUUUGGUACUCUGCAGUUGCUGUAUAAUUUCUUUUUCAAAGUCAGGUGACGAUUCAGAAGAAGACUGAAAAUCAAGCAUUUGGCGAUCAAGAAAA